AUGAAAUUGGAAUAUUAUAUUUUAGUCUCUGCACUUGUCAUUCUGGCUACUGCAGCUCCAGCUCCACCACCACCACCACCCGCUCCAGCUACCGCAGCUCCACCUCCAAAUCCAGCUUCUACAGGUACACCCGUCUUUUUGUCAAAUGAUCCUAGACGUCCGGUAACAGCCAUUGCCGCCGCUUUAGGUAUCACAGCGAAUCAGUUUGUUGCUUGCUUCUACGGCGUUACACCGGCUCCUCAAGGCAGCACACCGUCUCCAGCUCAAGUGCUUGCAAACAAGGCACAUCUUUUAAGCUGUCUUCAAGCAUCCAAUUCAGCCAUUACAAAUGAUAGCCUGGAUAAAGUCAUGGACACAUAUCGUCUAAAAUAA
This is a messenger RNA of Adineta steineri, 372 nucleotides long. Lineage: Eukaryota; Metazoa; Rotifera; Eurotatoria; Adinetida; Adinetidae. The record is from the annotation of a GenBank genome assembly.